AUGGAUUCCAGUACGUCCAAGUACGGACUGUUGACACCACCCCGUAUGUGGUCAUCCUACCCUGCCCGGGCACGACAACCAGAGGGCCAAAGACGUGUGGGCAGUCAGCUAGAGAGCACCAGGGCCAAUUCCAGCUCAACGGCGGCGGCGGCAGCAGCAGCCGCAUCAGCCGCAGCCCCAAGUGUCACCCCUGGUUCUGGCCGUAGUCCGCGCACCUCAAUUUUCAGCUUCGGUCGGAGCAAGCCAACCACGCCUCGACCCAACGACUCAGCAUCUUGGGAGCCGCCUUCCUACGAAGAGUCUCAACAAAGCGCACGAGCGCCACCACACUCCAACACAUCUGCCCAAUCGUCCACCGGCUCGCCCAACGAUGAUCGCUUUGCCUUUCUCGCAGACUUUGACACCAUCUUCCUCGUCGACGACAGCGCCAGCAUGAGCGGAACCCGCUGGAAGGAAGCCGAGAAAGCCAUCUCGGCCAUUGCCCCCAUCUGUACCCAACACGACGCAGACGGGAUCGACAUCUACUUUCUCAACCACCGCAACCACACGAAUGAGUCCAGCGCAGGCGCUUACACCCACGUCACCAGCGCAUCCGACGUCCGCACGAUCUUCCGCAGUGUCCGACCCGGAGGCUCGACCCCGUUAGGCCAUCGUCUCCACCAGAUCCUGUAUCCGUAUCUCUGGCGUGUACAGGCCAUGCAGACCUCUCCCGCUACAAACGGCGGCCAAAUUGACCCAGCAACCUACGUCAAGCCAGUGAAUAUCAUCGCCAUCACGGAUGGCGAGUUCACCGAUGACGCCGAAAGCAUCAUCAUACGGGUUGCGCAGACUCUGGAUCAUGUAGGUUGCUUGCCGUGGCAAGUGGGCAUCCAGUUCUUCCAGAUCGGAGAGGAUGAGAGAUUGAGACAGUAUCUGCAGGAGUUGGAUGAUGAGCUGGGGAACCGGAGCCGGAAUGGAAAGAUGCGAGAUAUUGUGGAUACGGUGCCGUGGCGCGGCAGAUCGGGCCAGAGACUUGAUGCGGAAGGGAUCUUGAAGUGUGUGUUGGGUGCGGUGAACAAGAAGUAUGAUCGACGAUCGGUGCAGUAG
Messenger RNA from Penicillium diatomitis, 1086 nucleotides. RefSeq lists its product as uncharacterized. The coding region runs from base 1 to 1086 and encodes 361 amino acids. The transcript has a single exon. Lineage: Eukaryota; Fungi; Ascomycota; Eurotiomycetes; Eurotiales; Aspergillaceae. The record is from RefSeq and is a predicted model, not a curated record.